CAUCGAUACUGUGAUGGCGGAAGUCGGUUGGUUUGGAAAUGACAUUUUAUAAAUGUCAGCUGUUCGAUGCACUUGUUUAUUUAUUGACAAUUAUUUAUUUAUAUCCGGCGAAAGCUUCUAUUAGAAUACUGCAACCUCUUCCUGCUACAACUAUAGUUGAUCUUGGAUCAAAAUUAACACUGUCUUGUAAUGUGAGUGGCAUUCCAAAUCCACAAUUCAGCUGGUUUAAAGAUGGACAGAAGCUGGCCUCUGAAUUAAAGCGGAGAAUACGCGAGUUAGAAAAUGGAAUUCUAGUAUUUACCACUUUGGAAAAAUUGGAUGAAGGAAAUUAUACCUGUCAUGCUGAAAAUGAUUUUGAUGCUCUGAAUUUAAGUACUCGAGUUAUUAUUCAAACUCCUCCAGACAAAUUGGUUGAUGUCAGCGUUCACCCAACAACAAUUGUAGCCACCAUCCGCUGGAGAGUUUCAGACGAUGGUGGUUAUCCAAUAACUCAUUUUACUCUGAUGUACCGUCCAUUACAUUCCAAUGAGAGAAUUGCUGCUUGGCAUAUCCCAUUUCCUAUUCUCAUUAGUCCAAUUGCACGUCAAUUUCUUGUAUAUAAUCUGCAACCGGGAAUGGAUUACAUUUUUCGCCUCUGGGCCAACAACAAAUUGGGUCCGGGAGAAGCAACUGUAGUGCAAGCCUCGACGACAAACACAUUAGAGUCUCCAGGUAUUUUAUAAGUUUAUUAAUCUGUAACAAAAUGUGCAAUAUUCCUACAGCAAUAUAUUUUUUUACUUGAAAUUUCAUUAAA
Messenger RNA from Centruroides sculpturatus (bark scorpion), 793 nucleotides. RefSeq names its product Down syndrome cell adhesion molecule homolog. Gene Ontology annotation, biological process: cell-cell adhesion. The record is from RefSeq and is a predicted model, not a curated record. Bases 39 to 722 code for a protein of 227 amino acids. Gene Ontology annotation, molecular function: protein binding. The transcript is spliced from 4 exons. Lineage: Eukaryota; Metazoa; Arthropoda; Arachnida; Scorpiones; Buthidae.